AUGCCGAGUUACGCCGAUUGCACGGCGGUGUCGCCGCAGUGUCCGGUGGAGGCCACCACUUACGGUUACUAUCCGAACUUUGCGGGCAAUGUUUUCUUCACGGUCUUCUUUGGAGUGCUGGGGGUUUUCCAAGUCGGGCUGGGCGUCUACUUCCGCACCUGGACCUUCAUGACUGCCCUGGGGGUGGGAGCACUGAUGGAGAUGGCGGGAUACGUGGGUCGAAUCUUGAUGAACGCCAACCCCUGGAAUGAAAGUGCAUUCAAGCUGCAGAUUGUGUGUCUGGUGCUGGCGCCAACCUUCGUUGCGGCCGGGGUGUAUCUGACUCUCAAGCACAUCGUGUUGAAUCUGGGGCCCGAGCACUCCCGGCUCAAGCCACGACUAUUUACCUGGAUCUUCAUCAGUUGCGACGUGGGUUCAUUGAUUCUGCAAGCUGCAGGAGGUGGUGUGGCCGCCGCCGCUGGUCAUGAUGACCAGAAGCUGCUGAAGGCCGGUGACGACAUCAUCAUUGCUGGCAUCGCCUUCCAAGUCGUGACCAUGGCCGUGUGCGGCAUCUUGGGCCUGAACUUUUUCUGGAACGUCUGGCGCAAGGGCAAUGGCUUCGUGGGCGAGAAGAAUCUGAACGAUCCCACUCCUGCGAUUUCGCCUCGCCGGAUGAAAAUGAUUGUCGUCGCGGAGAUCUUCGCUUAUUUCACCGUGUUGAUCCGGUGUAUCUACCGUAUUCCUGAAAUGGCGGGCGGUUGGGGGAGUGCGUUGAUGCAGAAGGAGAACGAGUUCCUUGUCUUGGACGGCAUGAUGAUCGCCUUGGGCGUGCUCGCCUUCACGCUCUGCCACCCCGGACUUUUCAUUCCCUCCAUGCGCACCGGACAUCAACAGUAG
Molecule: messenger RNA, 876 nt
Organism: Penicillium macrosclerotiorum
Lineage: Eukaryota; Fungi; Ascomycota; Eurotiomycetes; Eurotiales; Aspergillaceae
Product: RTA1 domain-containing protein
Exons: 3
Coding region: 1-876 (291 amino acids)
Cellular component (GO): plasma membrane; fungal-type vacuole
Source: RefSeq, a predicted model, not a curated record